AUAAUUCUUUGUACAGUAAAUUACGUCAUAAAUAAAUCAAGUUAACAACAAUCAACAAUGGCGUAAACAGUUAACGGAAAUUGAUAGUCUUAAUUCUUUAAUCUUUUUAAUUCUUAUCUAAAUACCUACAUUUAUUAGAAUUUAGCAACAGAAAUCGUCGGGAGGAGGAUAGGGAUUAUAAGAAUAAAAUGGGCGACGAUAGUAUUUUUCUGCUCUCAGGGCAGGACCGUUCAAGAACUCCAUGUUGGAAAAAAUCCAAAUUCCUGUGUCCUCUUCUCUUCACUUUAGGAGUUGCGUGUCUGGGAUUAAUAAUUGGCCUGGGAUACUUAAAACAUGCCUACCACGAACCCAUAGAUCUACGUAUCAUGGCUCUCAAUUGUUGGGGAGUUCCAGGCUCUUUCGGUGCAUACGACAAAGAAAAGCGAAUGGUCGCUAUUGGUGAGGAAAUAAUAAAGCGUGAGUACGAUGUUUACCUGCUCGAGGAACUUUGGAUGAGAAAUGAUCACGCGACCAUUAAGAAAAUAACUACAGGAAAUGGACUUUACAUGACUGAGAUUUAUGAGCUUGGACCAUAUGGAACCUGUGAAGGAAGAUGGACACCAUUGGGUUGCUCAGGGUUAGCCAUUGUCUCUAAAUAUCCCUUUAUUGAGACAGAAUUCAACGUCUUCUCUGUGCAUGGAGACGGGAAGAAAAUUGACGGCGAAUUCGAAGCUAGAAAGGGAGUUGGAAGAGUAAGAAUAGAACCGAUUCCAAACAUAACUUUGGAUUUAUUUGUUACUCAUACUGCAGCCAGCAACGAUAAUUCGUAUUAUAGAGAAAUCCAGGCUCGAGAAAUAGUUAAUCAUGUAAAGAAUUCAACAGCUGACUUUGCAAUUCUCGGUGGAGACUUCAACAUAGAUCCCAG
This is a messenger RNA of Eurytemora carolleeae, 904 nucleotides long. RefSeq lists its product as uncharacterized. The record is from RefSeq and is a predicted model, not a curated record. Gene Ontology annotation, cellular component: cytoplasm. Gene Ontology annotation, molecular function: sphingomyelin phosphodiesterase activity. NCBI's taxonomy places the organism in Eukaryota, Metazoa, Arthropoda, Copepoda, Calanoida, Temoridae.